Aspergillus caelatus is the source of this 1132-nucleotide messenger RNA. Its product is annotated as class I SAM-dependent methyltransferase. The record is from RefSeq and is a predicted model, not a curated record. The transcript is spliced from 3 exons. Gene Ontology annotation, molecular function: methyltransferase activity. Bases 110 to 976 code for a protein of 288 amino acids. NCBI's taxonomy places the organism in Eukaryota, Fungi, Ascomycota, Eurotiomycetes, Eurotiales, Aspergillaceae.
CCUCCCCCGUAUCAUUAGUAAAACAUGGCAUGCCUUCUGUUGAUUCCAACAGAGUGGUCAGAUCCUAACAUCAUAAAGAAAUAAAAAAAUAUAAUCCUAUUUUUAAAUCAUGAGCACCCAGACGGAGGUUUUCACGGGCACGGAAGGCAGUUAUCUUUUGCCUCACCAUGUCACCGAGGCGGAUCGUCUCCAACGUCAGCAUCGCCAUUUUGCAGCCGCCUCGGAUCAGACCUAUUUUGGCUUCACUCUGCCACCGCCAGCAGGGUGCCCACUACGUAUCCUCGAUAGUGGGUGUGCGGAUGGGAUCUGGUUGCACGACAUGGCAAAGCGAUAUCCGGAACAUUCCUGGGAGCUCCAUGGCGUGGAUAUUGCGUCCCAUUUAUUCAACAACAGCGUAGAUAUUGACUUUCGCUACCACGACAUACGACAGCCUUUCCCGUCGGACUGGAACUGGGAAGGCUCUUUUGAUAUUAUUCAUCAGAGGUUGCUAGUAUGGGCUCUGAAAAAGGAGGAGUGGCCUCAAGUUGUACGAAAUUUGCAAGCGUUAUUAAAACCCGGUGGCACUAUCCAAUUUGUCGAGUGCCAAUGGCUCCGCCCAGAGUACUGGGACACUCAUCCCCAACAGCGUCUACUGGGGUUGGUGCAAGUAUGGGCGACGGAGGGUAACGGCAUGGACAUCCAUCUCGCCGAUAAACUAGAGCCGCUGCUAAGAAAGCUUGGGUUCAAAGACGUGAUGACAGUCCGAUACCCUCUACCAUAUGGUGCUAAGGUCAAAGACCCUGCCAACCGCGACACAUCGGCAGAGCUGUGGGUAGAAAGCUUCCGUCAUUUGGCGAGGCUGAUGGGAGACGAGGGGAUUCCGGGCGUCGCGAAGACUCCAGAAGAAUAUUUCGCUUUUCUGGACCGGCUGGUGGUGGAGAUGAAAGAAAAGGGCUACGUACCGGAAAUGCGUAUGGUGUCUGGUCGGAAGGCGUAGCUAUAUCCAGGAAGGGUGGAAGGAAAAACAAGGAAGAAAAAGAACGGUCAAAAAGACUUUUAUUCAAUGUACAAAUUAUCUCCGAUUGCAUGAAUUCACGAGGUGCGCGAAAUGUUAAGAUAUGGCACAAUAACCAUCCAUCUCCGAGAUGCCAAG